Apodemus sylvaticus (European woodmouse) is the source of this 1893-nucleotide messenger RNA. RefSeq names its product mediator complex subunit 20 (gene Med20). The transcript has 4 exons. Gene Ontology annotation, cellular component: mediator complex. Gene Ontology annotation, biological process: regulation of transcription by RNA polymerase II. Gene Ontology annotation, molecular function: transcription coactivator activity. Bases 121 to 759 code for a protein of 212 amino acids. NCBI's taxonomy places the organism in Eukaryota, Metazoa, Chordata, Mammalia, Rodentia, Muridae. The record is from RefSeq and is a predicted model, not a curated record.
UUACGCAUUUCCGGAGGCCGGUCAACGACGGCUUCCUGUGUUUAGGGUGCUGCCGUUUGUGUGAAGGUGUGGAUUCUCUGGGUUCGAGUGUUUGGAGGUGCCACCUUUUGACCCUUCGCCAUGGGAGUGACAUGUGUGUCCCAGAUGCCCGUGGCUGAGGGCAAAAGUGUCCAGCAGACAGUGGAGCUCCUCACCAAGAAAUUGGAGAUGCUUGGAGCGGAGAAACAAGGAACAUUUUGUGUGGACUGUGAGACUUACCACACAGCUGCCUCCACCCUGGGCAGCCAAGGCCAGGCUGGGAAGCUGAUGUACGUGAUGCAUAACUCUGAGUGCCCACUGAGCUGCUUUGCCCUCUUUGAGAAUGGCCCUUGCCUUAUUGCUGACACCAACUUCGAUGUGCUCAUGGUAAAGCUCAAGGGCUUUUUCCAGAGUGCCAAGGCCAGCAAGAUUGAGACCCGGGGUACUCGCUACCAGUAUUGUGACUUCCUGGUGAAGGUGGGCACGGUCACAAUGGGGCCCAGUGCCCGUGGCAUCUCUGUGGAGGUGGAGUAUGGCCCUUGUGUGGUGGCUAGUGAUUGCUGGAACCUCCUGCUUGAGUUCCUACAGAGUUUUUUAGGUAGCCACACACCAGGGGCACCCACAGUAUUUGGGAACAGACAUGAUGCAGUCUAUGGGCCAGCAGAUACUAUGAUACAGUACAUGGAACUCUUCAACAAGAUCCGCAAACAGCAGCAAGUGCCUGUGGCUGGGAUCCGUUAGCGUCUUGCAGCUGCCUGCCUGCUGAGCUGCCACCAGAGCACUGCCCAGGACCACGUGCUGGACUCGGGGUCCUGGGCUCCUGGCCUAGCUUGUGUUCCGGGGCUUUGGACUUCCCUCCUGACCCCAUCACAGCUGUUUUUGACUUCAUGCUUUAACUGGAUUUGGCUGGUCCUCAAGAAUGGUAAUUGUGAAGAGUGGAAAAGCUUGGACCUUUCCUGCUGUAGGGCCAAAGGCAGGUCAGGGUUGUCCCUGUCAGCGCUGGAGCUGUGUGUCCCCAGGUGCUGAGGACAGGGUGUAGUGUGGAUGGCCGUGUUGUAUGGGGCUUCCCUUUUGCUUGAGGAUGUGGCUGGCUUCUCCUGGAGAUGGUUGGGUGGCAGGACUGGAUUGUUGGCCACUAGAGUGUCGCUUUCAUUCUUUGGACACUGAUGUCUUCCCCUCCUGUUUUAAAUUAUGUAACCCUGUAAGCCAAGCUGCUGUAGCAGAACCAAAAACAGAGGGCUCUGACUGCACAGUUUACUUUUCAUUAAUAGUUCAGAGGCAUUCAGUUCCCCAGAGCAGGAGUUCAUUACCAGGAACUUGGCUUCUUAUGUUCCUUAUAUCAUACUGUCUGUCCCCAGAAUGCUUUCCUUACCACAGGAUCAAAGCAUGCUCAGUAGCUCUGUGCCCACAGUCCGCUGAGGAAGAGAGGGAUGGUUCCAGAGUCGCUCAGCUCACUGUGGACACGUGUUCCUGACACCUAACACUCAGUGUCCAGGUGCUUCCUAGGCUGUCCUCUUGUCUUGCUUGAGCCUUGAGGUCAUUGACAUCAUUGCUCACCUGCCUCCCACCUGCCACAGAAACAUGCAGCACAUGGACAGGCUGGGGACUCUAUUAACGUCCAAAGUGUAGGGUGGCAGGAAGGACCUGUCAGCACAGCGAGGCAGACUCGCCAGCACGUGUCUGUGCAGCAGCUCUGAGAUACGCAUCUUGGUCUCCUAGCUUUGCAGGAGGACAGCUCAUCACACCUCCCUGGCUGUGGCUCUGUUAUCCAGGCCUUCCCUGUUUCUUACUUUUGUUGUUACUGUUGUUACUCUUUUGCUGUUGCUCUGUAAAACUGAGGUGUUUUAGAUACCACAAUAAAAUUUACAAACAUUA